Messenger RNA from Micromonas commoda, 2775 nucleotides. RefSeq names its product chloride Carrier/Channel family. The transcript has a single exon. Gene Ontology annotation, cellular component: intracellular membrane-bounded organelle; membrane. Gene Ontology annotation, molecular function: voltage-gated chloride channel activity. The record is from RefSeq and is a predicted model, not a curated record. The coding region runs from base 1 to 2775 and encodes 924 amino acids. Gene Ontology annotation, biological process: transmembrane transport; chloride transport. Lineage: Eukaryota; Viridiplantae; Chlorophyta; Mamiellophyceae; Mamiellales; Mamiellaceae.
AUGCAGCCGGGUGCGGGCGAGAACCUGCGCCGCGCCCGCGGCGCCCCCGUCAGGGGCCGCGGGCACAUGGGCGGAGCCGGCAAGUACAUCGAGAUGGACCGCCUGGACAAGGUGGUCAACAUGGAGGAGGGCAGCAGGUCCAUACACAAGGAGCGAGCCGAGAUGCUCGGGGGCGCCAUCGACACGGCGCAGGCGGACAAGGCGCACGCGCGCCUCAAGCGCAUGGCCGCCUUCGACUCGCACGAUUACGACCCGGCGGACAAUGACCUCGAGGAGGACGCCCGCCGCGCUCGCAAACGCGCGGACUACAAGGCGGAGGAGCAGUGGAGGUGGGCCAUGAGCGUGCUCAUCGGCGUCGUCAUGGGCUUCCUCGCCUUCACCGUGGACGGGCUCAUCAAGAAGUUCAACGGGUGGAAGUACGGCGCGACGACGUCGUCCAUCUCGCCGGGCGGCGCGGGGUUCGGGGCGUGGCUCGUAUGGGUCAUCAUCUCCUGCCUCCUCGCCUCCGUCGCGGGCGGGCUGGUGUCCUACGUCGAGCCCCUCGCCGCGGGCUCCGGCAUCCCGGAACUGAAAACGUACCUCAACGGCGUGCACCUCAGGGGUCUGCUGAGGAUCAAGACCCUCGGGGCCAAGCUGGGCGGCAUCGCGUUCAGCAUCGGUUCCGGAUUGAUCGCCGGGAAAGAAGGGCCGUUCGUCCACGGCGGAGGUCUUGUGGGCGGCGGGCUCAGCGCCUUUGGCAGCCACACUUUGGGUUUUCGGACCAAGAAGCCGUCGCACUUUCGCAACGACGCCGAUAAGCGUGAUUUCGUCGCCAUCGGAACCGCCGUCGGCGUCGCGGUGGCGUUCGGCGCUCCCAUCGGCGGCAUGCUGUUCACCGUGGAGGAGGGCGCCAGCUUCCACAGCACCGGCAUGCUGUGGCGGGGCUUCCUCGCCACGUGCACGGGCGUGCUCACCACGCACUGGCUCGAUCAGCUCGACUUUGACGCGAUGGACUUUGCGGGUGCCAAGUUCGGGGUGCACAGGGACUUUGGCCUGUUCACCGACGACGAGGCGAACUACAGCCGAGUGUUCUGGUGGUACUUCUGGGAGGUGCCCAUAUUCGCCGCGAUUGGCUGCAUGGGAGGCUUGCUGGGCGCGGCGUUUGUGAACAUCAACGUCAAGAUCACGAUGUGGCGGCAGCGGUUCAUACCGGUCAGCGACAAGUACCGGCGUCACGCCGAGGUCAUCUUCGUCUGUUUCGUCACCGCCACCGUCCUGUUCAUCAUGAUGGCCGCGUCGCCGUGCAAGCCCAUCCCGGAGGCGUACCGCGUCGCCGCCGCGACGGAUGGGGACGGUAACGGCGUGAGCGACGAGCUACCCGGCGGCGUCGCCAAGUUUGAGUACGGGGUGGAGACGAGGCGGCAGAUUCGCGAUCAGUACUUUCGCAGCCUGUUCUGCAAGGCGGACGAGUACUCGAGUUACGGACAGCUGUUCUUCGUUCCCCUCGCGGAUUCGCUCAAGCUGCUGUUGCACCUCGGCGAGGUGUACGAGCAAAACGGCACGGACGAGUUUGAGCAACACCUGUUCACGAUGGACGCGUUGAUCAUGUAUUUCGUCUUCAUGUACGCGCUGAUGACGUGGACGUACGGCAUAGGCGCGCCCACCGGGCUGUUCGUGCCGUCGCUCGCAGUGGGCGCCGCGGGUGGCCAGAUCGUGGGGCGAAUCGUUCGCGCGAUGGUCAUGAGCACCGGGUCAGAAAUCGUGGUGGAUCUCCACACGUACGCGGUCGUCGGCGCCGCGGCGUGCUUGGGCGGAGCGACGCGCAUGACCAUAUCCAUCACCGUGCUCGUCAUGGAAACCACCGGCUCGAUGCAGCUCAUCAUACCCCUCAUGCUCACCAUAUUCUUCGCCAAGGCCAUCGGAGAUAAGUACUCGAUGGGCAUUUACGACACGCACAUCAAGAUUCGCGGCGCUCCGUUCCUCGACGAGCCGGAGCACGCCGGCGUCGCCGUGGACAAGCUGAAGGUGGCCGAGGUCAUGGCGGACUCGCUCGUCACGCUGCGACCGGUGAUGCGCGUGAGGGAGCUCGUGGAGGUAUUGACGAACACCUCGCACGGGGCGUUUCCCGUCACGAUCACCGACGUGGGCGAAGGUCACAACGCCGGGGACCCGAUCGAGCUUCACGGCUCCAUCACCAGGAACAUCCUGCUCAAGAUGCUGACGCAUAGGGUCUCCAUGUUCGACCCGGAGGAACCGCGCGAGGUGCUGUACGAAAACUCGGAGGACAGGGACGCGCUCCUGGAGAAGCUGAAGCAGAUUCCUUUCAAGUCGCCCGGCGUCGAGAUGAUCGCGUCCACGCUGAGCCGGCGAGAGAUGGAGCUGUCGAUAGACCUCACGCACUUCAUGCAGCGGCACCCCUUCAUCGUGCACGCGGACGCGCGGUUAUCGCGCGCGUACAGGCUGUUCCGGACGAUGGGUCUGCGACACAUGUACAUCACCCCGAGUAAGCCCCAGAUCAUCGGAGUGGUGACCCGGAAGGAUCUGGUGGAGGAGAGCGCCGCGUUGACGCUGGGAGAGAAGGCGGCGGACCUGAGCUACGAGGAGCUCACGGAGACUGAACGAAGGGCGAGCCACGACCUGCCGUUCCUGCCCUACUACACGGGUAACCCGGGCGGAGUGGAUGGCGGGGCGUUCAGCGAGCACGCGGCGGAGAGGGUGCAACACAGGAGCGUUGGCUCGUCGGGUGACCCUUUUCAAAAGGUGCCCACGUCGCCGUCGCAGGUCAGGGACUACUGA